ACAGUAGUCAGAUGUACAGCCUUAGAUGGUGGUAAAUACGCCGUAAAUACAAUAGUAUUUGGUAUUUGGCUUAUUGUUUUAGUUUUUUAUGCUUCUGUGGUUUAAGACGUCUUACUUGUUUGUGUAAAUUUGUUUAUUCAUAAAACAUUUUACAAAUUCUUAAUAUACUGCAAUCAUACUUAAAAACAAAUAUAUUACUCUACGUCCAUUUUGAACUCCUGGAAUCUUUUUUAUUUUAAACAAUGCCUAUGGACUGUAUGGAUAACGUGAACUUGGGAAAUUGUUUGUGGUUUGAAGGAGGAAGUGAAAAAAGAAAUGUUGUAGCUGGGAUGAUAUCAGGACUUCUGUUUGCAGUCGGAUGGUGGCUUAUAAUUGAUGGAAUGGCUGUAAACCCUAGUCAAGUACCUGGUACCUAUCAUAUAUGUGGAUUGGUUGGAACAUUUUCAUUGUUUAUGAUUAAUGUUGUAUCUAAUUCUCAAAUUCGAGGAGAAGCUUACUCUGGAGGAUGGUUUGGACCUAGAGGAGCUCGUAGUUGGUUAUUUAUGGGUUUUGUAUUGGGUUUUGCUGCUUUAAUUGCUGCUUGUUGGAUAUUUUUUGCUGAUUUUGUAGCAGCUAAAGGUUCAACUAAACCAAAUAUGACAGUUGGACUUGAACUGUUUUUCCAGAAUGCAUUUAUAUUUGCUGCAUCUCUGAUUUACAAAUUUGGUCGUGUGGAAGAUCAAUGGUAAAGAAAAAAAUAAUAUUUAAAUGAUUAAUAUUGUAUUACAUUAAAAAAAAUUAUAUAAUAUUCAAUGUCUACAAAAUCUAAAUUGUGUGUGUAAUAAAUAAUAAGCAGUUAAGACUAUAUUAUUGUAAAUAUUUUUUUUUAAAUAAAAAUUUUAACUAUUGUAUAUUAAAAAAAAAUACAAACUAGUUGAUUAAUUUAUUUAAAUUUUAAUCUCAAAUAUAAAAAAUUUGAAUUAUCCGCUUA
Rhopalosiphum padi (bird cherry-oat aphid) is the source of this 970-nucleotide messenger RNA. RefSeq names its product transmembrane protein 50A. Gene Ontology annotation, biological process: protein targeting to vacuole; late endosome to vacuole transport via multivesicular body sorting pathway. The transcript has 4 exons. NCBI's taxonomy places the organism in Eukaryota, Metazoa, Arthropoda, Insecta, Hemiptera, Aphididae. The record is from RefSeq and is a predicted model, not a curated record. The coding region runs from base 243 to 728 and encodes 161 amino acids.